Messenger RNA from Juglans regia (Persian walnut), 1730 nucleotides. RefSeq names its product protein WALLS ARE THIN 1-like. NCBI's taxonomy places the organism in Eukaryota, Viridiplantae, Streptophyta, Magnoliopsida, Fagales, Juglandaceae. The transcript has 5 exons. The coding region runs from base 1 to 909 and encodes 302 amino acids. Gene Ontology annotation, molecular function: transmembrane transporter activity. Gene Ontology annotation, cellular component: plasma membrane. The record is from RefSeq and is a predicted model, not a curated record.
AUGCCUAGGGUGCCUGAACGUGCGAAGCUGCACUUGGUCAUGACUCUCUGGCAGUUUGGUUAUGCUGGGAACCAUAUCAUCUUGAGAUCUGCACUUAAUAUGGGAAUAAGCAAGAUAGUUUUCCCUCUUUAUCGGAAUGCUAUCGCACUGUUUGUUCUGGCUCCCUUUGCAUAUUUUUCAGAGAAGAAUGACAGGCCACCAUUAACCACUUCAAUUUUGAUAGAAUUUUUCCUCCUCGGAUUUAUUGGGAUAACAUGCAAUCACGGAUCCUAUCUUCUGGGUUUGGACAAAACUUCACCUACCUUUGCCUCUGCUACAGAGAACAUUGUUCCUGCUGUAACCUUUCUCAUAGCUGCGCUACUCAGAAUAGAGCAAGUGCAUUUGAACAGGAAAGAUGGUAGAGCUAAGGUGCUUGGAACUGCUGCUUCUGUUGCUGGAGCUUCACUCAUUACCCUUUACAAGGGGCCAGCCAUUUAUACACCAAAUUCACAUUUACACCACCAAUCACGAGUUUUGCUUUCUUUAGGAGAUGACGAGGGGGAGAAUUGGACCUUGGGUUGCAUCUAUCUCAUUGUUCACUGCCUAUGUUGGUCAAGUUGGAUUGUUUUACAAGCACCCCUCUUGAAGAAAUAUCCGGCUCGGCUUUCGGCCACCUCAUAUUCUUGCUUCUUCAGUGUUUGGCAGUUUCUGGCAAUUGCAGCAUACUUUGAGAAAGACUCUCAAGCCUGGCAAGUUCAUUCCAGUGCUGAACUUUUCAGUAUUUUCUAUACGAUUUCAAUGUGUUUGUACAAACUAUACAAACUUCAACAAGAUUAUCUCUAUCUCUACAAAUGGCCCUCUUCUAUGUCCCACACACACUAUUUUGUUUACAAUAUGAUCUCCUUUUAUAGGAGAAGCUUCAGGAGAUAGAUAAACAAUAAAAGUGGUUGUAAGAGACAAACUUGAUAUUUUGGAGACAAGUUGGAUAUUUAGAGACAAGCUUGAUAUUUCUAGACAAGUCUGAUAUUUAGAGCAGCUAUCUAAGACUGUUGAGGAGUUACUGUUCGCACUUUGGUUGAUAUUUAACAGAACCUACGUACUUCAUCACUAUGAGAUUGACAUGUGCCCCCAUUUUUGCAUGUUAUUCUAUUUUUCUUUGCCCUUUUCCUAUGAAGUUGAUCACUGCAUGGGAAUAAAGUUGCCGUGUUCUCAUAUUAUUCCUACUGAUAUGAAACUUAAGAGGUGGCCGUAAUGAUUUAUUGUGCCAUGGUAGAGUGUUGGACCGUUGGUAAACUGAAAAGCAUCAGUCCAGCUUCAAAUACUGGCAGUGCAUUUCUAGUUCUGAUCUUGUACAAUUAUUCAUGUGAAGCAUCAGCAUUUGGCAAAAAGAUUUUCUUAAUAUUCACUUGCUUAAGGCAGUUUUAGCUGAUGCAUUCACAGAAGAAAUUUUAAGCAAGAUCUUCAAGGGCCAUGAAAGGCGAACCAUCAAGGCAGUUUGACGAGGAUGCUGACUGGCACCAGAUUUGGAAUUUACAAGUCCUAGGAAGUACAAAGCAUUUUAUAUGGAAAGCUUGUCAUGAAAUUCUAUCAACAAAGAAAAACUUGGUAAUAAACAGGUACUGGAUUCUCCUGUGUCUAAUUUGUAAUAAACAAGUGCAUCACAUUUCAUUAGCGCAGAAUGUGUUGCCAAAAAUUAAGGAUGCAAUGAAAUUGAAAAUAAACUAGCUAUUGGGCAAAGUACGUUCACUCGA